UUGGCUAGUUUCGGGCAUCAGCAACGUGAUUGGCUCUUUCUAAGCAGGUCUGUUGAGUGCAUUUUGAAAAGUUGUUUAACAGUGUGGUCUUAAAUUAACACUUGUAUUUAUUUUUGUGAGUUUAAUAAACUUCAUUUUUCUAACACAUCGGUUUUAUAUUUGUUAGAAAUGGAUUUAGAUGAUAUAAAUUGUCCUCAGUUCAUCCGCUUCAGCACAGAAUCUUUUCAGAAUUCUUUACUGAAUUAUGAUCAAAGUGAUUCAGACAUGUCAGCCGAAUCAAUGAAUCAAGAAUUAGAAGGUGAUUUGACACUUGCAGAAGACGAAGCGUCAUUAGUUGAGCCAAGUGAGGAAGAGUUUCCGGUGCAUACUCGAACUACAAGGAGUGGAGCAUCAAAGAGGAAAACGGAUGUUACCAUUCCAAAACCCUUUCAUUUUCAAACUAAUAACAGAUUGAAAAACAAGGAUGCUGUCAUUUCAGUUAAAGAAGAAAAAGAUUUUGCAUCUCAACUCAGGCAACAUGCAACAACUCAGGCAUCUCAUGCAGCAACUUGUGGUGUUACCAAAGUUAAGGCUUUCAAUUUAACAGAGAGUAAAAGCAAAAAAGAAGAAGGAUCUUAUGUACCCCUUGCAGAGCAAAUUAGGAAAUUCCAGAAAACUCCAGAACGUUACCAUUCUUCAGCAAACAAAGAAUUUCAGCCACAGAAGCAUUGGUCACCGCCGAAAUUAAGACCAAGGACACCAAAUCUUCGAGCUGUUAAGAGGCAUCGUACUAUUUAUACUUUAAGCAGAGAACAAGAAGAGGAAAAACAACUUGAAGAAAUUAAAGCGUAUGAGUUUCAUGCACAUCCAAUUGAUCCCAGAGUAUAUAAACCAGAUAUCAUUGUGAAGGAGAAAGAGAAAAAAUCCACUAAGCCAAUGAAUUUUGAUCUGAAAACUUCUCAAAGAGCUGCUGCUGUUGAUCAAUCAAUCUAUAAAGAGUCUAACACAUCAUAUGAAUUCAAAGCUCGUCCUGUUCCAAAGAGUAUACUUCUUGGUCCUACAGGUUUAGGUGAAAAACCAGAAAUUAAAAUAACAGAGCCUAUUUCACCUGCAUUCUGCACUAGAAAAAGAGUUGAAAAACGAAAGUUAUUAGAGGAACAGGAUGACAAAACUAGUGCCAAAAAAGGAAAAAUUACUGAAUCAAGUAAGCCUAAGGAAAACCGAACUAAAAAGAGCAAGCAAAAACCGAAAUUAGUUCGACCUGUUCCCACUCAGAUAAAGCCUUUUAGUUUUGAUGAUGCAGACAAGAAAAGAUUUACUUUAAAAGAUAAGAAAAUACGGGAAGAAAUAGAAAAAGAAAACAAGCCUUAUAUUUUUAAAGCUCAACUUUUGCCAGAUCCAAAUGUUUCAGGGUUACCAAAAGUACAGAAAAAGCCAGCAACAGAACCACAGCCAUUCAACUUUGUCUUGGAUACUCGUAAUUUAACUCGUGAUACGAGCUGUAGCUUCAAAGAAAAUAGCAUAUCUUUUAAGGCCAAUCCAGCAACAGUAUUGAAAAAGGAGCCUUUUGUCCCAGAAAAAGAACAUAAACAUACAGCAGAGUUUAAGGAAUUUGAGUUGAGUACAGGUAGACGAGCAUCUGAAAGAUUGAAGUUGCAGAUCCAAAAAGAAGCCGAAGAACAAGAGAAUGAGAAGAUACGCCUUGCUCGUCAAGCAUUAGAAGAAGAGAAAGAACGCAAAGAAAUCCUUAGAUUGAGGCAAGAGCUUGUUCAUAAAGCUAACCCUGUACGACAAUAUAAAGUUGUGGAAAUCAAACACAGUGAAAAGCAGUUAACGGAACCAAAGUCGCCGCAGUUUGAAACUAAUAAAAGAUUGAAAGUCAGAAAUAAGGAUUGAAAUGUAUAUAAUUUACGAUGCAUUUUAUACAAUUUUUAAACUAUUAAUUACUAUAUUUUGUAUAAUGUUGCAAAUGUUUUGAUCAUUUAAGUGUUUUUUGUUUUUUUAGCUAUUGUAUCAUUUAUGUCUUAUUAAGUGCUAUAUUAUCAAUUUCUUGUGUGUGUGUAUAUUUUAUAAAUAGUUUUAAAAUACUUGGUUCUCUAAUGUACUUGUAGUUUUAUUGUGAAGGAAGAAAUAAAAUGAUUUUUAAACAUU
This is a messenger RNA of Parasteatoda tepidariorum (common house spider), 2130 nucleotides long. Its product is annotated as targeting protein for Xklp2. NCBI's taxonomy places the organism in Eukaryota, Metazoa, Arthropoda, Arachnida, Araneae, Theridiidae. Gene Ontology annotation, cellular component: spindle; microtubule. The record is from RefSeq and is a predicted model, not a curated record. Gene Ontology annotation, biological process: regulation of mitotic spindle organization; activation of protein kinase activity.